Messenger RNA from Rhizophagus irregularis DAOM 181602=DAOM 197198, 863 nucleotides. The record is from RefSeq and is a predicted model, not a curated record. Lineage: Eukaryota; Fungi; Glomeromycota; Glomeromycetes; Glomerales; Glomeraceae.
CAAAAGAUUAUAUUAUGGUUCUUAAAUAUGCAAAUGUUGGAAGUUUUAAUAAUUGGAUAAAUGUAUAUUUUGAAUAUUUUGAUUGGAAAAAUAAAUUAUUUACAUUAUUAAAUAUUAUUAAUGGCCUUAAAGAAAUUCAUCAAAAACAAAAAGUUCAUGGUGAUUUUCAUACAGGAAAUAUAUUAUUCAGUAAUGAUUCUUCCGUUGUUUAUAUUUCAGAUAUGGGAUUAUGCAAAGAGGUUAGUAAUGCAGAUAAAACAAAUAUUUAUGGAGUUAUGCCUUAUAUAGCUCCUGAAGUAUUAAGAGGAAAGCCUUAUACUCAAGCAGCAGAUAUUUAUAGCUUUGGUAUGAUUAUGUAUUUUGUAGCAACUGGAAGACAACCUUUUGCCGAUUAUGCACAUGAUAAGUUUUUAGCAUUUGAUAUUUGUAAUGGAAAUAUACCUGAAAUAAAAGAACCAGAAGCACCAGAAUGUUAUAUUAAAUUAAUGAAAAAAUGUUGGGAUUCAAACUUAAACAAUAGACCAAAUGUUACUGAAGUGGAGGAAUUCAUCUCACUAUUACUUACAUCUAUUUAUAAUGCAGAAAAUGAUGCAGACAAUGAUGAAAUUAAAAUACAAUUUGAAGAAGCAGAAGUAUUUAGAAAAGCAAUUCUUUUGUCUAUUGAAGAAACUACUCAUCCACAUCAUCCACAGGCUAUUUAUAUAUCUCGAUUACUUAAUCCUUUAACAAAAGAUCUAAAUUCCGAAUGUCUGGAUUGUGCAAUAUAACUUAAUUUUUAAGAGGCAUAUAAUUACUUGUAGGAAAUUUGCAAUGAAAUAUGUUAACGUAGAUCAUGGCGCGGUAAAAAUCGAUUAGCAAACGAA